Pelodiscus sinensis (Chinese soft-shelled turtle) is the source of this 2761-nucleotide messenger RNA. RefSeq names its product beta-1,4-N-acetyl-galactosaminyltransferase 2 (SID blood group) (gene B4GALNT2). Gene Ontology annotation, cellular component: Golgi membrane. The record is from RefSeq and is a predicted model, not a curated record. Gene Ontology annotation, molecular function: acetylgalactosaminyltransferase activity. Gene Ontology annotation, biological process: UDP-N-acetylgalactosamine metabolic process; UDP-N-acetylglucosamine metabolic process. Lineage: Eukaryota; Metazoa; Chordata; Testudines; Trionychidae.
CCCAGUGGGAGAGCCAGGCCGCUCCCUGUGCCAUGUAGCACAGAUUGGGGGUUGCAGGUGUUUGGCUGGUUACAGCCAGCAUGGCUUGCGAAUGGCUCUCUCCUUAUUCCUGGGCUUCCUACCCAGCCAGGGCCUUCAGCUGCAAGUGGCUUCGGAGAUCCUACUGCAGCGUGAGAUACGUUAGUAUCCUAGUCUUGUGUAUAAUCAGCACAUUCUUGGGCUCCAUGUACUUCAAGAAGCCGACUGAAAAUCAAACCAAGGGAAAGAUUUCAGAGGCUCAGUCUGCCAUGAAACUUCUAUCGCCGGAAAAUUACAAGUCCUUGUUCACCUACAAUGGAAUCUGGCUCGUGCCCAAGAACCAGUGCACGUGUGCCAGCGCCAAGCACGUGGAAAUCUACCAGAUGGAAGAUUACGUCGAUAAGAAAGACAUCGCCUCCCUGAGAGCGAGGCGCCAGCGGGAGUUUGAGCACUACCAGAAAAGGUACCCCUCGAUGACUCCAGAUCUGGUGAUAGCCAAGGCAAACUUGCCAUUAAGCUUCCCUAUUCAAGGAGUGGAGGUGAUGCCCCUGUGCACCAUUGUGAUUCCAGGGCUUCGUGUGCAGGGACUGGAAGAAGAAAAGUACAAGGUGAUCCUACAAGCAUCCCUGGGAACCCUCAACACGCUGGCGGACGUCUCCGAGGACACCGUGGAUGGGCGGGGCCAGAAAGAGCUGACCAUCUCGACCUCCGAUUUGGAGCUGCUGAAUUUCAUCCUGGACCACAUCACGUACACCAGUGCGGUCUACCAGCUCCAUGCAGUAGACCUGAUGACUUUCCGGAGCAGGCAGCAUGUCGCUCGGUUUCCUGUGAUCACCCGCCAGCCCAGCCUUCCCAAGCUGUUUGAUCCGGGGGCAGACAGGAAGAUCAGCUCGCUGGUGACGAUCACGACCAAGACGUUCUUGCGCUACCACAAGCUGCGGCGCCUCAUCGCGAGCAUCCGGCAGUACUACCCAGACAUAAAAAUCAUCGUCGCCGACGACAGCCGAGACCCGGAAAAGAUUGAGGAGGCGAAUGUGGAGCAUUACAUCAUGCCCUUUGGGAAGGGUUGGUUCGCAGGAAGAAAUCUUGCGAUCUCUCAGGUCACCACCAAGUACUACCUGUGGGUUGACGACGAUUACUUAUUCACCGAAAACACCCGGAUCGACAAACUGGUGGACGUGCUGGAGGGAACCAACUUAGAUAUGGUGGGCGGCAGCGUGGGCGGGAACACCUUCAGCUUCCAGCUGCUCUACGAGCAGGGCGGCGACAGCGGCUGCCUGCACUUGAAGUACGGCUCCUUCCACGAGCUGGCCGGGUUCCCCCACUGCACGGUCACCAGCGGGGUGGUCAACUUCUUCCUGGCCCACACGGACAAAAGCAGACAGGUCGGCUAUGACCCGGCUCUGCAGCGAGUGGCCCACUCAGAAUUUUUCAUGGACGGCCUGGGCAUCUUGCUUGUUGGUUCCUGCUCUGAUGUUUCUAUAGGCCAUCAAGAACAUAAUCCUAGCUCUGACCCUGACCCGAAGGUAGAAAACGAAUACAGAAAGUUCCGGGCCAACACGCCAGCCCAGGUCCAAUUCAAGCUUGCGUUGCACUACUUCAAAAACCGGCUGAAGUGCUACUCUAAACGAUAACCGUUCGCCCUGCCGGUGCUGGUCUAUAGACGUCUUCCUACUGCCCAUGGGAGGGGGCCAUGCUGGGGACCAGCCUAACUUAUUGGUUUGCACCAUGCCGGUUGCCUGCCUUUUGCACGUGCCUUUUGCUAGAACCUUUGUAAGAGGCCGACUUUGGGAUCUGUUUGCUCCGACUUGAAACGGACGCCACUGUUCUGCGCCAUGGGCGCUCGGACCCAUUCCAAGGCCUGGAAAUGUUUCUCCGCCCGUCAGACGAGGCAGUUUGGCGAGAACGGAGCCAGACUGGCCAUCGCCUUGCACCGGGUCCUGUCCAGCAGAGUGAAAGGGGCCUGGAGGGGGAGGAACUGCUACCACUAUAAGGGACGCGGAGAUGCUCUCCUGCACUGCAGCGAGGGGCGCGGGAACUGCUCACGCCCAGCAGCAGCAGCACAAGGACAGUGUGUUCACACCGAAAUGCCUGAUUUCUCCAGAACGGAAUCCAUGAGACCCUCCUCCGGGUUCUCCUUCCUCAAGGACCAGAGUGCGGAUGCUGGCAACCUGGUUUAGCUGUGCAGCUUUCACUCGAGGAGGAAACUGCAAACUGUUAAUUACCCUGCCCGAAGGCAGAGCAAGCGCACGACCGGAGUUCUUUUCGGGUACUUCUGCCUUGGGGCGGGGGCAGAACUCGGCCAUUGGGUGGGCGGGCGAUGCUGACUGUCUCUUGCUAGCACCUUACUGUGGCAGGGGCGCUCAGUUACAAUUGGACAGUACGUCCCACGCUGCCACUUUCAGCGGGGUUCCUGUGUUUUCCUACUGUCCUGGGGAUAAUUAAAAUCUCUGAUUUGAUUUGAAAAUGGACUUACCAGUAGAACUUUCCUUGGGGUUCUGGAAAGGCCUUCGGAGCCGUCAUGCCAGAGAUGAAAUUCUUUGCACCCUGCAUCCCCAUCAAGUGACUGACAGCUUCCUCCAUCACAGUGAGGAGAGGGAUUUUCUACACUUGCUCUCCUUUUAACAACUGGGUAAGAGAUUGCUGUAUCUCAGAAGAACGGCCAGAGUGGGUCAGACCAACAGUCCAUCCAGCUCAGGGUCCUGUCUGCCCACAGUGGCCAAUGCCAGAUGCCCCAGAGGGA